Molecule: messenger RNA, 1281 nt
Organism: Phycomyces blakesleeanus NRRL 1555(-)
Lineage: Eukaryota; Fungi; Mucoromycota; Mucoromycetes; Mucorales; Phycomycetaceae
Product: CYP509 protein
Exons: 4
Molecular function (GO): heme binding; monooxygenase activity; iron ion binding
Source: RefSeq, a predicted model, not a curated record
GGAUGGGAAGUCGCUGUAGCUAACCCUGCAGCCAUCAAGAAAAUCAUGCUAAAGAUUGAUGCAUUUCCAAAGGCCGAUGUCAUACGUACAACAGAGCAUACAAUUAUUUCUCGAUUUUUGCGUGGGCCUAACCUUGUAUUUUCGAAUGGCUCUUCCUGGAAGACUCAGCGAAAGAUUGCUAAUCCAGCAUUCCAUCGAUCCUUGCCGGUCAAGUUAUUCGGAGACAUGGCCAAAAAAAUGUUUCAAGUUAUGGACAAACAAGACAGUCUUGUGGAUAUAACAGAUCUUAUGGAACGAUGGACUUUGGACGUUAUAGGAGAAGCUGGCUUUGGAUUCCGGUUUAAUGCAGUUGAGGACCCCACUAACAAUUGGGUCCAACUCUACAAGAAUAUAAGCAACGGAGUAAAUGACCCGUUUUGGUUUUUCUUCACCAACCUGGAAACCAACUUCCUUUGGCUGUUCCCCAAAAGACAGAGAACCCAUCGUGAGCUCGAUACAUUUCUAGAAAUGCUUGAUGAUGUUAUCGUUAAAAAACGAGCAGACAUUGCAUCAAACAAUAAAAACCCCCAUUUGCAAGAAAACGAGAAAGAUCUUUUGACACUCCUGAUUGAGGCUUCAAAAGAAGGAUCUGGUAGUUUAUCUGACCAGGAACUCAUGAGCAAUUUGUGUGCCUUUUUUGUAGCCGGACAUGAUACAACAGCAAAUGCACUGUCUUUUACUAUAUACUAUCUUGCCAAGAACCCUGAUAUUCAACAGAAAGCAAGAGAAGAGGCCAUUAGUAUUCUUGGCGAAGAUCAGGAUACAAUCCCAACCAUUGAGCAAACCAAAGAGAUUGAUUACAUCAAUAUGGUAAUUAAGGAAACUCUUCGUAUGAACAGUCCUGCAGUUUCAGCUAUUACUCGUAUAUCUACAGAAGAUACCGAACUUGAUGGUGUUUUUAUUCCAAAGGGCGCAUUAGUUGUGCCAGACAUUUACGCCUUGCAUCACAAUCCCACUAUUUGGCACAAUCCUGAAGAAUUUAAUCCCGAGAGAUUCGUACCUGGAGGAGAGGCUGAAAGAUUAUCUGGCGCCGGGAUGUGCUGGAUUCCAUUUGGAAGUGGAGCUCGUCAAUGUAUCGGAAUGAACUUUAGUUUAGCCGAACAACGCGUUAUGUUAUCCUUGAUGUUGAGAAAAUACACCUGGUCACUACCAGAAGACUCAAUUCAUAAGAACAUGCUUCAGGCCACCAAGAUCGGAGUUAUGGUAGCCCAUGACCUCAAUAUUGUCUUUAAGAGAAGAUAU